Messenger RNA from Amphiprion ocellaris (clown anemonefish), 4628 nucleotides. It is a transcript of the gene galnt13, whose product is annotated as UDP-N-acetyl-alpha-D-galactosamine:polypeptide N-acetylgalactosaminyltransferase 13. The record is from RefSeq and is a predicted model, not a curated record. NCBI's taxonomy places the organism in Eukaryota, Metazoa, Chordata, Actinopteri, Pomacentridae. Gene Ontology annotation, cellular component: Golgi apparatus. The transcript has 12 exons. The coding region runs from base 583 to 2253 and encodes 556 amino acids.
UGAGCUGAGGUUAGAUUGUGCGGAGUAUUAUCCGCCUGUCCUCUCGCCGUCACAAUAGUCACUCGGAGAACAGGUACGUGGAGGGACGCGUGCCUUCCCCGAGCUCGUAUCCGUUUAACGCGAACGGGGAAAAUCCAUGGAGACGCUUCACGUCGACCGGCGGAGCGUCGCUGCGGCUCAAGUGUAGACACGAAACCGUGUGAAGGAGUCCGAACAGGUACCAUGGGAGGCUGCGCUGGACGGACACUGUCACACCGGGGCUGUGGACUCCUCUGCGCUCGGGUGGACUCUAACUUAGGUGUCGUUUUGAGGCGUUUCGUGUAAUUUAGCCGCUAAUUAUCUGUGCAUUUGGUCAUGUCGUCCACGUUCAACACGUUGCCUGAGAGCGAAGCUGGAGCAGGUCACUGGUUCACUACAUCCACAGUUUAGGAUGAUGCCCCCUGGUCAAACCCGCUUGGUCUCACCCCUGUUUCCUCACCCCGUCUCCAGAGUUGAAACGCCUCACCCGCAGCCUGAGCGCUCCUGAGCACUCCCCCUGCCAGCCUCCUUGUUUGGCUGCCUGGCUGACAUCCCAGAGAGGUGAUGCGGCGGUUUGUCUACUGCAAGGUGGUGUUGACCACGUCUUUAGUGUGGGUGCUGGUGGACGUGUUCCUGCUGCUGUACUUCAGUGAGUGCAACAAAUGCGAUGAUAGAAAGGACCGCUCGCUGCUCCCUGCCCUCCGAGCAGUGAUAUCUCGGAGCCAUGAGGGUCCGGGUGAGAUGGGCAAGGCAGUAAACAUCCCCAAGGACGACCAGGAGAAAAUGAAGGAGCUCUUUAAGAUUAACCAGUUCAAUCUGAUGGCCAGUGACAUGAUUGCACUCAACAGAAGUCUGCCAGAUGUGAGGUUGGAUGGCUGUAAGACCAAGGUGUACUCAGAUGACCUGCCCAACACCAGCAUUGUAAUCGUGUUUCACAACGAGGCGUGGAGCACCCUCCUGCGGACUGUCCACAGCGUCAUCAACCGUUCUCCCAGACACUUGCUGGUGGAGGUUGUGCUGGUCGACGAUGCCAGUGAGCGAGAGUUCCUGAAGAAGAAGCUGGAGAACUAUGUUCGGACUCUGGAGGUCCCAGUGAGGAUCCUGAGGAUGGAGCAGCGUUCAGGUCUCAUCAGAGCCAGGCUCAGAGGGGCGGCUGCCACUACAGGACAAGUCAUCACCUUCCUGGACGCUCAUUGCGAGUGUACUGUUGGUUGGCUGGAGCCUCUGCUGGCCCGCAUCAAAGAGGACAGGACAGCAGUGGUGUGUCCUAUCAUAGAUGUCAUCAGUGAUGAGACGUUUGAAUACAUGGCAGGCUCUGAUAUGACUUACGGUGGAUUCAACUGGAAACUAAAUUUCCGAUGGUACCCGGUUCCCCAGCGGGAGAUGGAUCGACGCAAAGGGGACAGAACACUGCCUGUCAGGACUCCCACCAUGGCAGGAGGAUUAUUCUCUAUAGACAAAACAUAUUUUGAAGAAAUUGGAAGCUAUGAUCCAGGGAUGGACAUCUGGGGUGGAGAGAACCUUGAAAUGUCAUUUAGAAUCUGGCAAUGCGGUGGCUCUUUGGAAAUUGUAACAUGCUCACAUGUGGGCCAUGUUUUCCGGAAGGCCACCCCAUACAGCUUCCCAGGAGGAACGGGCCAAGUUAUCAACAAAAACAACAGGCGCCUGGCCGAAGUCUGGAUGGAUGAUUUCAAAGAUUUCUUCUAUAUCAUAUCACCAGGCGUGAUGCGGGUGGACUACGGAGACGUCUCUUCCCGUAAAGCCCUCCGCGAAGCCAUGAAGUGCAAACCGUUUUCCUGGUAUCUAGAGAACAUCUACCCAGACUCCCAGAUCCCAAGAAGAUACUACUCGCUUGGUGAAAUCAGAAAUGUUGAGACUAACCAGUGUGUGGACAACAUGGGAAGAAAGGAGAAUGAGAAGGUUGGCUUUUUCAACUGCCACGGCAUGGGGGGAAACCAGGUGUUCUCGUACACGGCGGAUAAAGAAAUCAGGACAGAUGACCUCUGUCUGGACGUAUCCCGCCUCAACGGGCCUGUCGUCAUGCUCAAGUGUCACCACAUGAAGGGCAAUCAGAUGUUUGAGUACGACGCUGAGCGGCUGACUCUGCUGCACGUGAACAGCAACCAGUGCUUGGACAUGCCGUCUGAGGAGGACAAGAUGGUCCCCACCUUGAGAGACUGCAACGGCAGCCGCUCCCAGCAGUGGCUGCUGCGUAACAUGACCCUGAGCGUCUGAUCCCUCACCUCUCUGCUUCCCCUCCACUGCUCUGAUGUCCUGCUAACCAGUCCUGGCUCUCCGCACCCUCACCAGGUGGCUCUUACCACACACAUCAUACGCCUCUUUCUGCGACAGCCGGGCCGACAAACACACAGAUGCAGGCAGCGGCGGCUUAUCUUCCAUUAUGGAGCCGUCUCCGCUUACAGGUCUAAGAGAAGCUGCACCUGCCAUUUCGAUAACACGACGAGCUGUAGCUUUGGGGAACGUCUCGGUGUCCAAGCCGGGAGAGCGAGGUGUGGGGUCUGUGCAUGGAGAACACUGAUAUCAAAGCAAUCACACUGUGUCGGACACCUGCUAGCUGUGCAUCUGCUGCGCUGCUCAGACUGCUGCUUAGCUGCUGGACAAACAAUUCAACAGAAACUCAUCUGUAAUAUUGUAAGACGCAUCUCUAGGAUGGGCUGCAAUAUUAAUGACCUUCCUUGUGCUGUGGCCAGGCAGUGCAUUGAUGUGUUUACUGUAGGUAAAACAAGCUGUUACAUUAAAAAAAAAAAAAAAAAAAAAGAAGGUUAAGUGAGGUGGAUUUGUGAAGCUGCUGUUGAUAUUUGAGAGUUAAACUAACUGAUGACAAUAUAUCAACUGAUAUUUCUUUUUUUAUCACUUUUGGUCUAAGGAGUUACAAAUGAUGAUGAUACUGCAGCUAUUGUGCAUAUACUUUUUUAUUUAUUGAAAGAAGGUGGGCAUAUUUCUGGAAACUCUCUGCUUCAAGUUGCUUGGUGGGUAUUUCCCAUGGCAACAGUUGCCUGACAUGUGAGAUUCACCACUGAUAGGAGACACACUGUCAACUUUUGUGGUGCUUUUCUGAAUGAAGAAAGUUGUAGCUCUGUAUAAUCUACGAACACUGAUACAAGAUAUUGUUUCCACUUCUUUAACAAGCCCACAUGCUGUAGCAUUAGUGAUUUAAGAUGUAUGUCUUUUCCCUAAAUUUGGAAUCAUUGUGCUAUUAUGCUUUUUUUUUCAGCUUGGAAAGUGAAAGUUAGAAAGCAUGGCUAACAGGCUCCCAGAGAGAAAUUGGAAGCCGCCCUUCUCAGAUGCUCACCAAUCAAACUGCAGACAGUUCACACCCCUGGAAAACACUAAUGUGGGGUCACUUUUCUUUGCACAGCAGGAAAGUAAGUAAAUUUCUUGUUUUGCAAUUACAGUGUUGAACAAAUAUAUACGUAAAAUCAAGACAAACAUUAAUUAUAUAUUUACAAUUGACUUUUAUUUCAGUUUAACUAAACAGAAGUAACAUUCUUACAAGGAUCCCUUAUAUUUGAUUAUUAAACAGUCAUUAUGUAUUGUACUGUUAUGUUUCAAGUUAUGGUUAAAGAAUAAACUUGUGCUCUUUUGUGCACAACCCUUGUAGUGGAGACACUAUUCGUAAAUUACCUCAAACAUAUCUUUGAAAUUCUAGUGCUGAAAUUUCUUAAUUUAGAUGGCUAUCUUGAAGUGUGAAGAAUAAUAUGAACCUAAUGUUCCAUGUUAAUGUAGCAGGAAUUACAGACUGGAAGUCUAUUUAUGACAGAAUGCUUGUAGAGAGAAAAGACAGGUGUAGGAUUAGAAGUGCAAGUAAUCAAGACUCUUUUUCUGGAUAGACUGAUUCCUUUCUAAUGAAUGUAAUAGUUUUCCCCAAAUGACAACAACUGUAUAUGGAAAAAUUACACUAUAUUAUCAUGGCUGUCUGAGAGGAUCAUUGCUUGAAAUCAAUUUCAGAAAGAUUUCAGAUUCUUCUACUAAGACAAUCUUGAGAAAUCAUGAUGUCUUGAAGCGAAAUAGUUCUGUGUGCCUUUUAGAAAGAUGUUUUGUGUUUGGUUCGUUGGUUUUUAAGUGUUUGAAUCAUUUUGUUGUUAAAAAUCUGAAUUUAAAGUGUGUUUUCAUUUCAGGUUAAAUACAGAAACAUAUUGAUAUUUAAUAUUUGUCAUAUCUCUUGAACAUGUGGCUUUCAUGCUAAUUCUUGAUCAAACAUUCAGUUAAUGGUUCAGUAAGUGAAUAUUCACUAAUCCAAAUGUGACGGAUACAUUUCACUGCAUUGUAUCAGGCAACAGAUGCUGUUGUACAUAAUGCUUGUUUCUAGCACCAUUGUUGUUGUACAUACAGAACCAAUUAUUUUUCUAAGAUGCUGUAAAACUUGAACACACUCAGUGAAAAGACAUUGAAUGAUAAAAAAGAUCACGGGGUAUUGCAGUGUUUUUUCUUUUGUUUCUAAUCGAGGUAAUAAAAACCAGUGCUUACCUUGGGUUCUGAAAUUUCGGUGUGUUUUGAAAAUCCAAAAUGAAUCCCACAAAACCAAUUGUCAGACUUCCUAAAGGACCUUAGGCGAGCGGAAAUGAGAGAAUAAAAUCCUACCAAUGCUG